AUGGACGAGGUUCGACAGACAUUUGAGACGAACGUGUUUGGUGUCAUGGCCAUGGUACAGGCUUUUGUGCCCAUGUUGAUCCCAGCUCGCGGUCUUAUUAUUAUGAUUAGCAGCCUUUCUGCGAUCUCGCCUUACGUCUUCGGUUCAGUGUAUACUGCGACCAAAGGGGCUCUGAACUCUUAUAGCCGCACUCUACGCCAAGAACUGCGUCCUUUUGGUGUCCGUGUCAUGGUUUCUAUGACUGGGACCGUCAAGAGCAAGAUUGCGAAGCUCAACCGGGAGUUGCCGCCAAAUUCCCUCUAUGCUCGGGCCAAAGACAUUUAUACCAAGCGUCUGACCUUUUCUCAGAACAACGCUACUGUCUCAGCGGAGGACUUCGCGAAGCAACUCGUUGCAGAGGCAUUGAAAGGCGAAGGCUGGCUGGGCGGCUGGCUUGGUGGGGCGAGAAAUUGGUUCUGGGCUGGUGGUAUGGCUGGAUCGGUCUGGCUAGCAAAACUGCUCUUUGGUGAGUGGUUGUUGGAUGAACUUGCCUACAGCAAGUUUGAGCUGCCCAAAUUCGAGGCCAUAGUUCGCAAAGAGGGUGUGAAACGAUUGGACUAG
This is a messenger RNA of Colletotrichum spaethianum, 600 nucleotides long. Its product is annotated as NADPH-dependent 1-acyldihydroxyacetone phosphate reductase. Gene Ontology annotation, cellular component: endoplasmic reticulum; lipid droplet. The transcript has a single exon. NCBI's taxonomy places the organism in Eukaryota, Fungi, Ascomycota, Sordariomycetes, Glomerellales, Glomerellaceae. Gene Ontology annotation, molecular function: acylglycerone-phosphate reductase (NADP+) activity; triacylglycerol lipase activity. Bases 1 to 600 code for a protein of 199 amino acids. The record is from RefSeq and is a predicted model, not a curated record. Gene Ontology annotation, biological process: triglyceride catabolic process; phosphatidic acid biosynthetic process.